Messenger RNA from Sinocyclocheilus grahami, 1262 nucleotides. Its product is annotated as protein-S-isoprenylcysteine O-methyltransferase-like. Gene Ontology annotation, molecular function: protein C-terminal S-isoprenylcysteine carboxyl O-methyltransferase activity. The record is from RefSeq and is a predicted model, not a curated record. Gene Ontology annotation, cellular component: membrane; endoplasmic reticulum. Bases 68 to 946 code for a protein of 292 amino acids. NCBI's taxonomy places the organism in Eukaryota, Metazoa, Chordata, Actinopteri, Cypriniformes, Cyprinidae. The transcript is spliced from 6 exons. Gene Ontology annotation, biological process: C-terminal protein methylation.
AGUAAGCAAGUAAGCGUGAGCUCUGAAGUCACGCGAGAUUUCUCCGCGAGAUCUUUCUGUUUUCAACAUGGCAGGCAGCAAGUUGGUGCUAGAAGGGAGGAUAAGUAUUAUUAGCUUUAUCUCAGGACUGGGCGUCAAUAUAAUACCCUUACUUGUAAAUUUCGGCGCUCACAUUGACUGGGUAUUCGAUUACCUCACGGACGUGAACGGGAAAAUAGCCAUUGCGGCGUAUAUUACAGUUAUCAAUGGCUUUCUGCUAGUCAUAUACAAGGGACCUUUAUACAAGGUGGCUGUUCGAGCCUGCUUUCUUGGAUUUGCCUUUGGAUGUGGUCUCAUUUUAAGUUUUGCAGAUACAACAUGGACACAUUUUGGCUGGUAUAUGUGUUCGCUGUCAUUUUUUCACUACUCUGAGUACUUGGUUACUGCCAUCAUCAACCCACGCAGUCUGUCUCUAGACUCCUUCCUGCUCAACCAUAGUGUUGAGUACACAGUAGCAGCUAUUUCCUCCUGGAUAGAGUUCACUGUGGAAAAGCUCCUUAUUCCAGAGAUGAAGCAGAUGGACUGGCUCUGUCUGGUGGGUCUGGUGAUGGUUCUCUGUGGGGAGAGUUUGCGCAAAGCUGCCAUGUUGACAGCAGGAUCCAACUUCAACCACAUAGUACAGAAUGAGAAGGCCCAGAGCCACGUGCUGGUCACCACUGGAGUUUACGCUCUCUUCAGACAUCCUUCCUAUGUGGGCUGGUUUUACUGGAGCAUUGGCACUCAGAUAAUGCUGUGCAACCCAAUAUGUCUACUGGGAUAUACGAUCGCCAGCUGGCGCUUCUUUCGAGAGCGUAUUGAGGAAGAGGAGAUCUCGCUCAUCCAUUUCUUUGGAGAGGACUACAUUGAGUACAAGAAGGUGGUCUUCACUGGCUUGCCCUUCAUCUCAGGGAUCAGGGUUAAUUCCUAAAGCCGUACUGCAUAGAAUGGAGGAAAUAGCCUGAAAGUGCACACCUGGACACCUCUGACUGGCACUCUGAGCGAGCUAGUUGCCUGGUGGCAUCAUGUCGCGACCCCUGGGGGCGGCACAGAUAUAUGAGGUGGCAGCACAGUAAAACUGACUCGCUGAUCUGCUCUGAGACACAUCGGUCUGCUCUGAGCAGGGUGGAGCUUCCACCCUCAACACCAUCGGAGAUGCUAGUACACAAACCACAUUCGUCAGCAUCUGUCUUGUCACCUACACUUCAUCACAUUUCUGUUAUUACACUUUGUCUUACUCCUACUCA